GAAGAGUCAGCAUUGUAACUACUACUUACGUUACUCUGAAAGUAGACCAGUAUCACCUCUUUCAUUACUGUCAGAUGAUGAUUAUCCUGGAUUUUGUCCUGAGGAAUUGUUUGAGAACAACAGACCAGAUUCUCCAGAUUCACUUCCUUCACACUUCAAUGCUGAACACACACACAAAACUGUGAUUGUGUCGCCAACGCUUUCUGCUGCUAGACCGCUUACAUAUGCAGAUGUUGUGCGUGGCAUUACACAUCACGAACAUGCAGAUGCUUUUUUGGACAUCAAAUCAUUUGUGUUAACAACUCUUUGCCCUCCAUCAGUUCCCUUAAACAAGGAGUGCACUUACUCCUCCAUGGACAAUCGGGUGACGGAGUUGAGACCACAAUCUCCCGAGUCAGUGACGUCUCAAUGCGAACUUAGGCCCCUCUCUCCUGACUCCCCUGUUCCUCAGUUCAGAUCUCCCCAUGUUGGUUACGAUGUGGAAUGUUCAAGGCACAGGUCGUUUACACCAGAAUCAAUAUCUUCUGACUGGGAAGGUACUGAUUUGUGUCUGGAAACCCUGUUUAAUGAGCCCAGACCAGAAUCCCCACAGUCAGUUUUAUCAGACAUUGGUGUUGAUAAGAUAUUGGAUAGCAGGGCGUUGUCCCCAGAAUCGGUGUCUUCUGAUUUUGACUUUUCUCUCCUGCCCGACUGGUUAGAGGAUUUUCGAGUGUCCUCCCCAGAAUCUGUUGCUUCAUUUGAGCAGCGCUCUUUGUCUCCUCACAUGACAUUUGGCCAAAUGAAGAGUCAGCAUUGUAACUACUACUUACGUUACUCUGAAAGUAGACCAGUAUCACCUCUUUCAUUACUGUCAGAUGAUGAUUAUCCUGGAUUUUGUCCUGAGGAAUUGUUUGAGAACAACAGACCAGAUUCUCCAGAUUCACUUCCUUCACACUUCAAUGCUGAACACACACACAAAACUGUGAUUGUGUCGCCAACGCUUUCUGCUGCUAGACCGCUUACAUAUGCAGAUGUUGUGCGUGGCAUUACACAUCACGAACAUGCAGAUGCUUUUUUGGACAUCAAAUCAUUUGUGUUAACAACUCUUUGCCCUCCAUCAGUUCCCUUAAACAAGGAGUGCACUUACUCCUCCAUGGACAAUCGGGUGACGGAGUUGAGACCACAAUCUCCCGAGUCAGUGACGUCUCAAUGCGAACUUAGGCCCCUCUCUCCUGACUCCCCUGUUCCUCAGUUCAGAUCUCCCCAUGUUGGUUACGAUGUGGAAUGUUCAAGGCACAGGUCGUUUACACCAGAAUCAAUAUCUUCUGACUGGGAAGGUACUGAUUUGUGUCUGGAAACCCUGUUUAAUGAGCCCAGACCAGAAUCCCCACAGUCAGUUUUAUCAGACAUUGGUGUUGAUAAGAUAUUGGAUAGCAGGGCGUUGUCCCCAGAAUCGGUGUCUUCUGAUUUUGACUUUUCUCUCCUGCCCGACUGGUUAGAGGAUUUUCGAGUGUCCUCCCCAGAAUCUGUUGCUUCAUUUGAGCAGCGCUCUUUGUCUCCUCACAUGACAUUUGGCCAAAUGAAGAGUCAGCAUUGUAACUACUACUUACGUUACUCUGAAAGUAGACCAGUAUCACCUCUUUCAUUACUGUCAGAUGAUUAUCCUGGAUUUUGUCCUGAGGAAUUGUUUGAGAACAACAGACCAGAUUCUCCAGAUUCACUUCCUUCACACUUCAAUGCUGAACACACACACAAAACUGUGAUUGUGUCGCCAACGCUUUCUGCUGCAAGACCGCUUACAUAUGCAGAUGUUGUGCGUGGCAUUACACAUCACGAACAUGCAGAUGCUUUUUUGGACAUCAAAUCAUUUGAGUUAACAACUCUUUGCCCUCCAUCAGUUCCCUCAAACAAGGAGUGCACUUACUCCUCCAUGGACAAUCGGGUGGCGGAGUUGAGACCACAAUCUCCCGAGUCAGUGACGUCUCAAUGCGAACUUAGGCCCCUCUCUCCUGACUCCCCUGUUCCUCAGUUCAGAUCUCCCCAUGUUGGUUACGAUGUGGAAUGUUCAAGGCACAGGUCUUUUACACCAGAAUCAAUAUCUUCUGACUGGGAAGGUACUGAUUUGUGUCUGGAAACCCUGUUUAAUGAGCCCAGACCAGAAUCCCCACAGUCAUUUUUAUCAGACUUUGGUGUUGAUAAGAUAUUGGAUAGCAGGGCGUUGUCCCCAGAAUCGGUGUCUUCAGAUUUUGACUUUUCUCUCCUGCCCGACUGGUUAGAGGAUUUUCGAGUGUCCUCCCCAGAAUCUGUUGCUUCAUUUGAGCAGCGCUCUUUGUCCCCUCACAUGACAUAUGGCCAAAUGAAGAGUCAGCAUUGUAACUACUACUUACGUUACUCUGAAAGUAGACCAGUAUCACCUCUUUCAUUACUGUCAGAUGAUGAUUAUCCUGGAUUUUGUCCUGAGGAAUUGUUUGAGAACAACAGACCAGAUUCUCCAGAUUCACUUCCUUCACACUUCAAUGCUGAACACACACACAAAACUGUGAUUGUGUCGCCAACGCUUUCUGCUGCAAGACCGCUUACAUAUGCAGAUGUUGUGCGUGGCAUUACACAUCACGAACAUGCAGAUGCUUUUUUGGACAUCAAAUCAUUUGAGUUAACAACUCUUUGCCCUCCCUUAGUUCCCUCAAACAAGGAGUGCACUUACUCCUCCAUGGACAAUCAGGUGACGGAGUUGAGACCACAAUCUCCCGAGUCAGUGACGUCUCAAUGCGAACUUAGGCCCCUCUCUCCUGACUCCCCUGUUCCUCAGUUCAGAUCUCCCCAUGUUGGUUACGAUGUGGAAUGUUCAAGGAACAGGUCGUUUACACCAGAAUCAAUAUCUUCUGACUGGGAAGGUACUGAUUUGUGUCUGGAAACCCUGUUUAAUGAGCCCAGACCAGAAUCCCCACAGUCAGUUUUAUCAGACAUUGGUGUUGAUAAGAUAUUGGAUAGCAGGGCGUUGUCCCCAGAAUCGGUGUCUUCUGAGUUUGACAACAGACCAGAUUCUCCAGAUUCACUUACUUCACAGUACGACGUUAAACAGACAAGCUUAACUGUAAGUGCAUCUCGACCAUGUUGUCCAUCAAGUCCUCUUAUAUUGUCAGACCACUUUUUCUCUGAUAUGAAAUCAUUAUCUGCCAAUGGCUCUACUUCAGUACACGAGUCACAGAAACAACUGACCGAGCUCAAACUUGUUACCUAUGAAUCCAUGUCAUCAGACUCUACAAUAUCUACUAAGGAACCCAGGAAAAUAUACAAGACUGUCCUUAAAAACCUUAUGUCACAUUUGUAUGAUGAAAUGUAUAAGGGAAAAUGUUCUUGUCAUAAAUUACAAUUUUUUGACUGUACCCUUGAUGACCCUUGCAUGGUCAGGCCACCACAAAAACAGUAUGACUUAAUAGCCACUGGUAGUAGUGCUGUGAUCCUUGGUUCUGUUUCACCACCGUGUCAAAGCAAUUCUGGCUUAUCAUGGUCUGAAUCAAGAUUUACAGGACCACAGGCUGUGGAAAGUGAAUUUAAUAAGAGUCAUUCACUUUCAGAGUAUAGACUACCAUCAUCUGAAAUAUUACAUCCAGAUGAUGGAAAUAAUUUAUAUUCAACCUGCUCAUUCACUGACCAGAGGCCACCUUCUCCAGAAUCAUUUGCCUCAUUUGAUAAGUUCACUGCCCUCUCUCCUGACUCACAAAUUUCCCAAUUCGACUGUCAACCUUAUUAUUACAUGCAUUUGUCAGAAAACAGAUCUGUUUCAGCAGACUACAUUAUGCUGGAGAAAAAUUUUACUGAUUCAUGUCUUGACAGUUUUUGUGAUGAGAUCAGACCAGAUUCUCCAGAGUCCAUCGUGUUUGACAGUGAAUUUCAUGAGUCCUUGAGCAAUAUGCCGUUAGAUAAUGAGUACACACAAUCAUUCCUUGACUACUGGCUGUCUGAGUUAACACCAUCUGCCCCUCAAAUUUCUGAAUCAAUAGGAGAUUUAGAUGAAGGUCUAAACCAGUUGCCAUGUGGGAAAAGUGUCCCAGAUGAGCCUGUUACCACAGACAACAGACUUGUGUCAUCACAUGUCUGUGAUGAGGUUCAUUUCUUUGAAGAUGCAGGUUAUAAAUGGUCUGAGAAGGCUUGUGACCAAAACAAAUGUGAAGAUUUAGUCAGCAUGGGAGAACCACAUAGCUCACCCAAAUCUUGUCAUUUUGAAAGCUUCAUACCAGACUCCAAACCAUUGCAGGAUUCCUCACUAUCCGACUCUACAGUACUUGAUUUUACAGUUCCAGAUUCACAUCCUGAAAUGGUGAUACCACCAACUGGAACAGCUGAGACAGAACGCACAGCUCCUUCCUCAAACACAAAUGACCAGUCUUUUUUUGCCAGGCCUCCUCCCUGGACAGCAAAGAACCUAGACUAGAUCUAGGCGGACCACACAGUAUUAGCCAGUUUUGCACCAAGUUGAGUCACAUGCCAUCUGUGGAACAAAAAUUUGAAUGUCAUCAUGCUGUCUGGCUGGAGGAGGCUUUCCAUGAACAAACUCAAGCAAAGAGAGAAUCAUUGAAACAAAGACCACAUGUGUAUGAACAUAAAUGGACAAACCCUGAAUCUCAAUUAAAGAUGACACACGCCCCAGAUUCAUUUGCCAAGAACAUGAAAAGAAAAUCCAUGAGCGAGGACUGGAGCAAAAGUCCCUUGGUGUCGGUAUCAACAGCAACUUCCGAGACAGAUCUUUCAGAAUCUUCAAAACAAAAAAAUAAUAAUUUAGGAGGGAGUCAGGUCUUUCCAACCGAGACAUCAUCCUUGGCACUUGAUUCAAACACACUUUCCACUGAAAAACUAGAAUUAGCAAUUCCAAGUACCUUUGACUUAAGUAAAACACAAUCUGAAAUCACAUUGACCAAUAAAAGAAGCUCACCACAGGAAAAAGAUGAAAAGCUGUCAUUACCCAAACAAAGUGAACAUUGUGACUUAGCUAAACAAAGCUCAAUGACCCCAGAACCGCACUGCCAAACAGCUAAAGACAGUCCAGAUGACCAAAUCUCCACUCCAACACCAUCAGGGUCUGGGUCCCCUCAGCUUGACCAGCUGCUUUCAGAUCUGGAGGAGAUGAAACUUAAGUUUAGACCAGAGACACUUUACCUACCUCUGUCAGAAUCCAGUGAUGAAAGCCCUGAAGAUGAUCAAAUCCAUCAGUUUGAAGACCUAUCACCUGAAGAUCAAUGCCCUUUAGAAUAUAGUGAUAGCCUAAGAGUCAGCACGUCAUCUGGUAUACAGCUUGCAGAAGACAUGAAUUACACAAAUGUAGCACUCACAGAACCUUCACAUUGCCAGACAUCCAUUCAAGAUGAACCUGAAGUUGUAUCAGUCACUACUGAUCUAACACAAACUUCUGAGACAAGUGUACCACCAAGCCUUGGUUGCUGUAAUGAUAGUCCUGGAUCCCCUACUGAGUCCCUUUCAAUUCCAGAAUUUCACCAAAGAUGUUGUGAAGUGAUGGAAUCAACACUGAAUUCAAAGUUUCCUUUGGACAUAUUCCAGACCAGCAAAUAUGAUGAAAAUGCUGCUGAGACAUUUUCUUCAGUGUCUUUCCCCAAAGUAGUUGCAAAGAGUCAGUCUGACAUACCUGAGGAACAUCUGGCUAAUAUUCGUGAGGAAGAUUCUACAACUGAUAUACUUCAAAAUCAAGAAAAACUUCGAUCAUCUAAUGACUCAAGGGGUGUGACCGUGGAAAUAUCAACACAGAGUAGCCAAAAUCAAUUUCCGGAUUUAUGGGAGGCAACUUCUGUCACUCAGAGUGAAGAUUUAUUUUCUCAGUCUCUUUCUGAUUUGACUCCUGAGACAGUUAGGUCUGCAAGACAUUUUUGCUUUGAGGAACUGAUGGCGUUCCCCUCCCCAUGGAACUUGGAGACAUCCUCAGAUGAGGAUAGGCCAAGGACCAGUGGACAGCAUUCAGAACAAUCUCUGACUCCAGUAGACUCUGAGUGUUUUGCCUCUCAGCCCACUUCAGUUAAACCUAAAGCAGAGGUGACUUCUUCAACCUCUGAUGAAGAGUACAGCAUCCCACCUGGGUAUGCAGAUAUAUCUUCUACCGCAACCAUUUAUAUCCACAUGCCUCCAGAAUAUGCAGAUGUUGUGAAUAGUGGUGCAGACAGCCCAACCUUUGAAUACUCUGACCCAGAGGCUUACUUUGACUGCAAACAGGCUGCAUCAGAUUUCUCAGAGACUGAGCCUGAUGAACCUGAGUCAAGCACUAGGUUAAGUGGAGAUCAGCCCCACGAUCAGCUCAGUUAUCCUCGAGUGCUAGAAAGACUGAAUCAAAAGGUCCUGUUGUCCUCUGGAAGUGAAGAUUAUGAGGAUGCUCCUUUUGUCAAACCUCUUCAUAAUGUACGGGAAGAGAAUGAAGAAUUAUCACAAUAUUCAGAUGCAUCCGAAGAAUUCACCCUUUGUGGGGCUUCACAGCCGCCUCCUGUCUGUGAAACUGGGGCAUAUGAUGAUACUGAUAAAUAUCUGGCAAGGGUAAGAUGAGAUUUGGUAAACCAACCCAACCUGCAAGCUUUUCCCAGAGCUGAGCUUAACCAAUCACUAUAUUUGCUUCAGAGAGGAAUGACUGCUAACCCUCUGGCCACAUGGAUGGGAUCUAAAACUCCUUAUAACCCUUACUUUGUUUUGAUUUCAAAUUUAACCAGUCCUAACUCAGCAUGUCACUUUGCUGCCUGUAACCAGCUGUAUCACUCACAGUAAUAACAUAAGUUACAUGUUUGUUUUUUCAUCAGUAAUAAUCACAUUCAUUCUUUAACAAAGAGCAUGGUAUGUUUUGCAAACAUAUUUUCAUAGUUUCUGACUGCCAUGUUGCACUUUCCAAUAUAAGAUAUGAAAACUCAUUGUAAAAUACUCCAAAUCAAUGGAAAGUGCACCAUUUCACUCUGCUUAUUGCUUGCUUUGCUGAAAACAUAGCAUUCAUAUAUUGCCACUCAUUGAAUCUUAAUGGUGUUGUGUUGCUUGGUCAGGAGAUC
This is a messenger RNA of Micropterus salmoides (largemouth bass), 7010 nucleotides long. RefSeq lists its product as uncharacterized. Lineage: Eukaryota; Metazoa; Chordata; Actinopteri; Centrarchiformes; Centrarchidae. The record is from RefSeq and is a predicted model, not a curated record. Bases 4465 to 6522 code for a protein of 685 amino acids. The transcript is spliced from 2 exons.